AUGAAGGAUAAUACGGAUAAUAUAUUAGAUGAUGAAAUUUCAAUUUCUACAUCUCCAAGUAUUGAAAAAUUAUCACAAUCGAAAAAACCUUUAUCGAAAUCGAUAAAUUUUUCAAUUGAUUGCUACAAGAGAAGUGCAUCCUAUUUAUCAUCAAGGAGAUUAUUUGGUAAAAAAUUGAAUAAUUAUACAAAGAAAUUAAUAUUAAUACUCCCUAUAAUAACUUUAAUCUUAAUAAUAUAUCAAUUAUCAAAUGGAUUUUUACCAAAUGAAACUAAUCAAUUUAUUUAUUAUAAAUCACCAUCAACCUUUAAUUUAAACCCUUUAAGAAGAAAACAAGUACCAAGAAAGAAAGAUUUAUUAAAAGUUGAUAUUACAAAAUUAGUCAAUGGUAGGGAUCUUUCAAGAUCUCCAAUAACGGAAAAAAUGUUAAAUCAAGAUUACAUUACUAAUAUUCUAACAGGUUUUGUAUCGAAUUUACAAUUAGAUUCUCAUAAGAGGCAAAAUUUGGCAGCUAAUCAUGAUAAACAUAAUCAUAAACAACACAAUAAUACAUCAUCAUCAGACUUAUUUCCAAAGGAAGCCUCAAAUAAUAUUGUUGAUGUGAAAGGAUUAGAGAAACAAGGUAGGAAAUCCUAUGAUUCUUUGGUCACUUGUGAGGAUUUAUCAUAUAAUGCUACAAUUGAACAUUCUUUAACGACAAAUAUCUUAAGUGAUGAUCUUAUGUCUAUUAGAAGAGGGCUUCUAAAAGAUGGAGAUUGGUUAAUUAAAGAAUUAAAAGACGAUAGAGACAAAGAUAAAACUGAAGAAGAAAUUGUAGAUAUGCAAUGGUUUAGAUUUGGUGGAUCUUCUGUAUGGCUAGAAAGUGAACAAUGUUACUUAGUUUUUACAAGAAUAGUUUACUCUAGGGUCAAUAGAAAGAAUCAUCCUCAUUUAUCGCUGAUCAGGGGUCAAGCUUACGACAAAGAUUGGAAUGAAGUCAUUGGUAAGAAAAUCCCAUAUUUAGAUAUUACUUUCCCAAAAAACAUGGAGAAAGAGAUGGAAAAUUUAAAUAUUGAAUUAAACAUUGAAGAUUGUACAAAAUAUUCUGGUAAUUCCUUAGAAUUUGAAAAUUGUAACGUUCAGCAGGCCAAAACGAAACUUAGAAACGAAAAGAAAAAGGAACAUGUUAUUUCUAAAUAUUAUGUUACAUACCCAACUGUCUUUGAUUUCCCAUUCCAAGCCAACGGUGACUUUAAAGGUCCAGAAGAUCCUCGUGUGAUCAUAAGAAAGACUGAGACUACCGAAGAACCUGUUAUUUUAUUUAAUAUGCAUGAUGGUGUUGAAGAUAAGAGAAGAAUGUUUAGUUACAUGCCACAUAGAAAAAUUGACCCAUUAGUAAAAUUCAAGAUAUUUGGGCGUGGUAUGAGGAAUUCAGAGAAAAAUUGGACGCCAUUUUUCCAUCCAUCUGAUCAAGCCCAAAGUGGAUUAUCGAGAGGAAGUAUUCAUUUUAUUUACACGUUUAGUCCUCUCGAUAUUAUUAAAUGUUCUUUGAACGAUGGUAACUGUGAAAUUGUCUUCGAUCAAGAGACACUAGAAAUUUCUGAUUCAAAUACCUUCGGAGGGAUGAGAGGUGGUACUCAAUUUAUUCCAUUACCUCAACAGAUGCCCGGCAUAAAUAACAAAAAUAUUUGGGUUGGUUUCCCUAAGUUACAUAUCAAGAACUGUGGUUGUGGUGAAACAUUCUAUAGACCUAUGUUAGAUGUAUUAGUUGAGUCAAAUGGUAUUUAUCAUCAAGAACUAGUUGUUCCAGCAAUUGAUUUCGACAUCGAUGUAUUAUCAUGGGAUAUGAAAAGUACAGAAUGUCAAGAAACUAAUAUUUUAAGUCCAAAUUCUAUUUCUCAUUGGAAUAUUAUUCACCAGGAUCCAGAGACCAAGUCGUUCGAUGAUUAUAUGACAUUAACAGUUAGUGAGUCAGAUAUUUUGACUAAGGUGAUUACAUUGAAAGGUGUUUUGAACUAUAUUCUAGGCAUCUAUCGUGUCAAGAAUAUGAAAGAUGACUUUUUACCAGACAGGGAAUCUGAUGAUAUUAUUGGGAGGACACUUUCAUGUCUAAUUGCAGGAGCUAAACAACAUUGCGCCAUAUAUGGUGAAAUGCAUAAAGUUUUCAAGCCAGAUAAGAAGAAAGGAAAAAAAGGAGAUAGUAAUAAAAAGACUCAACUUGGAAGUAUGCUACCAGGACCAUUAAUUAUUAAUUAG
Molecule: messenger RNA, 2235 nt
Organism: Maudiozyma saulgeensis
Lineage: Eukaryota; Fungi; Ascomycota; Saccharomycetes; Saccharomycetales; Saccharomycetaceae
Source: the annotation of a GenBank genome assembly